Messenger RNA from Scheffersomyces amazonensis, 2212 nucleotides. It is a transcript of the gene DHH1, whose product is annotated as DExD/H-box ATP-dependent RNA helicase. NCBI's taxonomy places the organism in Eukaryota, Fungi, Ascomycota, Pichiomycetes, Serinales, Debaryomycetaceae. The record is from RefSeq and is a predicted model, not a curated record. Gene Ontology annotation, molecular function: mRNA binding; ATP binding; RNA helicase activity. Bases 367 to 1914 code for a protein of 515 amino acids. Gene Ontology annotation, cellular component: P-body; cytoplasmic stress granule. Gene Ontology annotation, biological process: cytoplasmic stress granule assembly; negative regulation of translation; P-body assembly. The transcript has a single exon.
GUAUUGACUUAUAUAUAAGCAAUUUCUAAAAUUCCAAGUUAUUAAAAAAACUUGACUUUUCCCAUUUGAAUAGCAUAAUUUUUCAUUAUAUAAGACAAUUUACUUGUCUCAUUAGUACUAUUAGAGAAUUAUAUAUUUACUCCUAUAUCAAUUGAUAUUAUUACCAACUACAUAACUAACCAUUUAUUGAAUCAUAGAAGAAUCCUUGUAAAAUUUUACUUCAAAUUUACAUAUCAUACUAUUGAUUCAUAUACCAAAUUCAAUCAUAUUAAAAGAGCACGUUUCAAAUUAAUUCACUAUUACCAUAUACAUACAAUAUAAUACUAUACAAUAUAAUAUAAUAUAUAAUAUAUAUAUAUAUAAACAAUGUCAGAACAAGAUUGGAAAUCAAAUUUGAACAUUCCUACUAAGGAUACUAGACCACAAACUGAAGAUGUUUUAAACACCAAGGGGAAAUCUUUUGAAGAUUUUAAUUUAAAGAGAGAAUUAUUAAUGGGAAUUUUUGAAGCAGGAUUUGAAAGACCAUCACCUAUUCAAGAAGAAUCUAUUCCUAUGGCAGUUGCUGGUAGAGAUAUUUUAGCUAGAGCUAAAAAUGGUACUGGUAAAACUGCUUCAUUUGUUAUUCCAAGUUUACAACAAAUUAAACCAAAAUUAAAUAAAAUUCAAGUAUUAAUAUUAGUGCCAACUAGAGAAUUGGCAUUACAAACUUCCCAAGUUGUCAGAACUUUAGGUAAACAUUUGGGUAUCCAAUGUAUGGUUACUACUGGUGGUACCUCAUUGAGAGAUGAUAUUGUUAGAUUAAAUGAUCCUGUUCAUGUUUUAGUAGGUACUCCUGGUAGAGUUUUAGAUUUAGCUUCAAGAAAAAUUGCUGAUUUAUCUGAAUGUCCAUUAUUUGUUAUGGAUGAAGCUGAUAAAAUGUUAUCAAGAGAAUUUAAAGGAAUUAUUGAACAAAUUUUAAGUUUCUUCCCAACUACAAGACAAUCCUUAUUAUUUUCUGCAACUUUCCCAUUAGCUGUUAAAUCAUUUAUGGAUCAACAUUUAAAUAAACCUUAUGAAAUUAAUUUAAUGGAUGAAUUAACUUUAAAAGGUAUUACUCAAUAUUAUGCAUUUGUUGAAGAAAAGCAAAAAUUACAUUGCUUAAAUACAUUAUUUAGUAAAUUACAAAUUAAUCAAUCAAUUAUCUUUUGUAAUUCAACCAAUAGAGUUGAAUUAUUAGCAAAGAAAAUUACUGAAUUAGGUUAUUCAUGUUAUUAUUCUCAUGCUAAAAUGCCUCAACAAGCAAGAAAUAAAGUUUUCCAUGAAUUUAGACAAGGUAAAGUUCGUAAUUUAGUUUGUUCAGAUUUAUUAACUAGAGGUAUUGAUAUUCAAGCUGUUAAUGUAGUUAUUAAUUUUGAUUUCCCCAAGACAGCUGAAACUUAUUUACAUAGAAUUGGUCGUUCUGGUAGAUUUGGUCAUUUAGGUUUAGCUAUUAAUUUAAUGAGUUGGAAUGAUAGAUACUCAUUAUAUAAAAUUGAACAAGAAUUAGGUACAGAAAUUAAACCAAUUCCGGGAACUAUUGAUAAAUCUUUAUAUGUUGCAGAAAAUGCUGAUGCAGUUCCAAGACCAUUUAAGAUUGAUGAAUUACCAAAAGGUAAUGAAACAGUGAAUAAAAAGACUGGUUAUGAAUAUAAAGGUCAACCUGAAGUUAAUCCAGUAGCAGCUGCUACUCAUCAUGCUCCUCAACCUCAACCUCAACCUCAAACAUAUCCUCCACAACAACAUAUUCCUCCUCACCAAUUUAAUGGAUAUCCUCCAUAUCAACAAGGAGCUCCACCCCCACAAUUUGCUGGAUAUCCACCUCAAUUCAAUGGUCAAUAUCCUCCUCCACCACAACAACAAUAUCAACAAACCCCAUCAUCUCAACCAUAUCAAUAAUGAAACAUAAUGAUUUUUUUUAAAAAUAAAAUUUAUUACAACACAUACGCACAAACAAGACCACGCUUAAAUGUUUAGAUCUACUUAAUUUUAGUUCAAAAAGAAUUCUUGUUUGAUUUCAAUAUGCUUUAGAUCUUUGUCUUUUAUUUAUAUGAUUUUUGGGGGUGCUUUAAUAUUUUGUUUCUUUCUUUCCUUCCUUCUUUGUUUCUAUUAUUGUUCUUAUAAUUUUGAAAGAAGAUUUAAUUCUUUCCCUUUAAUGAGUGAAUGCUUUCUUUUCUUAAGUUGUUAUCAUUAUACA